GUUCAAAACCCGCCCGCAUUCGCACGUCGAUCGGUCGGCGCCGUGGUGCCGUGGUCCCGGAUGUCGAAAGCCUUGGAACGCGUCCAGAGCGCGCUGAAAGCAGAUCAGCAGAGACACCAGCAGAGACAGCGCGGUGGGAAGGUGCCCACGCAAGAGCUGAGCCUGUUGGACGAUGUGGAGCUGCCGAAGAAGCACCGCUUCAGAGAUUUGGUCUUGCGGAUCCUGACGGUGAACAGGUCUCUGAAGCUUGGAAUCCAGCGGAGCAACUUGAAAGAAUGGCACGAGCUGAGCAAAUUCAGGCCAGCCAGCGAGGAAGACCAUAAGGUCUUUAUGGCCAAUGUCCUGAACAAUUUUCAGCUCAUGGCGCGAUUCUCCCGCUUCCUACGACAGGCCCACGACCACGCUUUCAAGGCCGAGGAGGAGUUCUUUGCAACGGGAAGGCCCAUCGAUAGCGAGGAGUUUCUGAAGAUGAUUGCCAUAAAGCUCCACGAAGCGAAGGUGAGCACUGCGCAUCUUUGCUGGCACGAGUUCGUGAAGCCUUUGCGAGUGCAUCGAGUGAACCUGGAAGCAGGAGUGGAGUCCUUGAAGACCCAGCUGCGGCAACUACGCUCAGAAUAUUUGAAGGAGAUCAGCACCCUGCGGGACAGCCAGCGUCAUCGGCAGGACCCUUUGGAGGGCCUGGCAGACCUGCGAUACUUCUACGAGCCGCUGCACUCCUUGGAGCCGACCGAGCAGGAGUUCAUGGUGAACCUCAUUCGGGAGGUCCUCCGGAUGAUGAUGGAUUCCACGGACGGCAAGCAGAAGAUCUCCUCCUCCGUCCUCGAGCGCUUCGUCUCCGAGGUGCAUGAGAACGAGGUGAAGGCUUUAAAAGACGAGGUCACGCAGAAGAACUGGCAGUUGAAGCAGAUGAAGCAGGCGCAGAACUUCUUGGAGACCCAACUCUUGAAAAACACCCAGAGCCCGAACGAGCGGACCGCGGGGAGCCUGGAGAAGAUGCUGCAGGUCACCGAGGAGCAGCUGUCGCAUGUCCGGGGUGCUUUCUAUGACCUGCAGAAGGAGGAGCACAGGCUCCGCGAGUUGUGUGAAAGCAGCACCGCGGAGCAGAAGGAGAUGGCAGAGCGCUUGGAGCAGGAGAUGUCCGAGAACGGGCUCUUGCAGUCCGAGAUCGCCCGGCUCUGCAGUGUUGAAGAGGAUCAGAAGCAGAUGAUUCAAUCUUUGGAGACGGAACACAUUGAGUUGAAGGAGACUAUCAAAGAGCAGCAAGUAAGGUUGGAGCGCACCCUCGCGCGCCUCAUGCGCCGCGCCGCCAAUGCCGAAGCCGCGGCGUCGCACUGCGAGUCCGGCGCCGCGGCCGGCGCCGUGGAGGGCGCCGUGGAGGGCGCCGUCCGCCCGGCGCCGGCGAGUCCGUCGUCGGUGCGAAGGCCAAGCGCCACCGGCUUGAACCCCUUGGGGGCUGCCCCAGUGGAACUGGAGGACACGGAUUGGCCCAGUUCAGAUCACAAGCUGCGUGGUGCAGAGGAGAAGGCCGAUAUGGAUGGUGCUGCGCGGGUUGAUGUCCAAGAGCGUUGUACCCAGCUUGAGAAGCUGCUGCGGGAACACUGCGUGCAGCUCUCCCUGCUCCCAGCGCAGCAAAUGCAGGAAGAGGCGAAUCAACUCAUUACCACGGCUGAAAGCUUGGGCUGUCAAGUGGAAGCUGUGAACGCUCAGGUGCGCCUCUGCCGCUGCGGCAACGUGUUGAUGGACGACGCCCGGUUCUGCCGGAAGUGUGGUGGACAAUGGACGCCCGGUGAAGCAGGCGGCGCCAGUUCUCAGCAGCUGGCAGCGGAGGUGUCGUCACUGCGCAUGAAGAUCCAGGAGUCGGAGCAGGUUCUGCGCGAGUUCACCAAAGAGUCUGGUGCUUCCACUGGCACUGAAAGCAGCUUCACCAUGUCACGGAUCUUCCGACCGAAGGAUGGAGCGAUGCUCCAGGUGGAGGAGAUCUCACAAGAAGAGCUGCAACAAAGGGACGAGCUCUUACGGCAGAGGAGGCACCUCGAAGAGCUCAAGCAGGGGAAGCUGCUGGCCGAAGCGAAGCUUCUGGCGCAACGCUGCAUGGACCUGUCCAAGGAGAGCGGAGUCGACGUGAUGGCGGCCUUGGACGAGGAGGCGCUGACCUGCUUUGGGUGUGAUGGGGUGAACUGCCAAUACAGGCGGCAAGUGGAAGUCCUGCAAGAGAUGGUGAAGACCUUGCGAGGGCUUUGUGGUCAGCUGAGCGAACGGCUGCAACAAGCCACAGGUGAGCACUUGCAGAUGUCCAUGGCCUUGACCUCCAUGCAAGGGUCGCUGGAAGCAGCCGCCCAGGCGGUGGAGCAAACGAGCCAGGAGGUCGAUUGGGCCGUGGACUCGGUGUCCGGCGGCGAGACGGGUGGCUCGACGGGUGGCUCCGGGGGGGUCACCUUGGCCGAGGCGAAGGCGCAGCUGAAGCGCGUGCUCCGUCAAGUGACCACCUCGUUGCAAGAAACGAAGCGGCGCUCAGUCUUCUGGCGGCUCUACCAGAACAACGGUGCCACUCACCGCCGAAAGUCUGAGAUGCAAGAGAAGCGAGCGGCGCUUCUGAACAAGACCUAUGCACACCUGUACAAGUUGGACCCCGCUGCGGACCUCGGGCCGUCGCUAACGGCCCCCCCGCCGGUACAGGCCGAGGUCCCUCGGGCACCGCCCGUGCUGGCUCCAGCGGCGCCUGCACACAAUCCGAGGGCGAGGUCCUUCUCUUUGCAGCCAACGCAUCCGUCCGCGGAGAAACCCCUGUCGGGUGCUGUGCCUUCGUCGCUGCCGGUCAUCGACCGGCACCAUUCCAAGAAUGCAGCGCCCCUCUCGGCCCGGGCUUUGGCGCCAGUGGUGCGCGUGGAGUUCGGCGAUGAGAUGGCCCCUCCGGCCACGUCGCUGGGCGCGGCGGUGCCGCGCGUGGCCGGCGCGGUCUUCUCACCCAAGAAGACCUCGGCGCGGCGGCCUUCCAAGAGG
Messenger RNA from Durusdinium trenchii, 3000 nucleotides. Lineage: Eukaryota; Dinophyceae; Suessiales; Symbiodiniaceae. The record is from the annotation of a GenBank genome assembly.